UGUCAGUGUGCAGAGUCCAACAGCUCCACUGUCUUGUUUCUCGGGAGAUGAUUGUCAAAGUAUUUUGCUCCAAGUUCAGACCAGCAGCUGGUGUGCGGGGACCAUGCCCUCGGGGAAGACGGUCAAGUUCAUCCUGUAUGAGGUGCUGCAGUUUGCAGCCCUUAUCGUACCCAUCUUUGUGAUUAUGGAGAGGUUUGCCAGCCUCAUUCGUGAUGUGAAAGGACGGGAUCGCACGGCCUACUGGCUCGUGGUGGCAGCUUCUAUCGCCUAUGUGACCACUGUGACCCUGCUGGUGUGGGUUCCCCUGAAAUAUCUGAUCCUGAAGCGGAAGAGGUUUUUAUCGGAGAUCACACAGUGGAGACCGACAGCGCUGGCGUAUCUCCUCCUGUGUACAUUACCCUGCUUUGCUAUUUUAAUAGCCAGCUCCAAGGUGCAGGUGGACAGAGGGGAAAGGCUUGACCAUUUCGCUGAGUUGCCCAUUUCCUUGGUGCUUUUCUGCCUCAUCUGCGUGGACAUCAUAGAGAGGAUACGCCCCUGCAAGCUCAUCGGACAAUUAGACAGUCUGGAUUCGGACUUUGACAUGCCAGGCCCCGUCCUCACCCACCUGGAGCAGGUGACCUCCGUAACAGGCCAGCUGCAUGCUGAAGAAGGCCAGAACGGUUUGACCCAAGGCCACCCACAGGCCAGGAACGGCAGCACCUCUGGCAGACGGCAGGACCUCGCUGGCUCACCCAGCCACUCAACACCCAGCUCACGAGCUCCCAGCACGGCCUACCUGUACUCCUCAUCGUCACGCCCCCGAUCCUACUCAGGUCCUCUGGGCUUCCUGUGGAAGAGGGACAGAAGGUCAGAGGUGUUUGUGGACAGCUUCCUGUUUUGGUUUGACACUGUGGAGAUGGUGAGAGUGGCAGGAGAUCCAUCAGUCUUCUACUCAGUCUGGGUGUUCCCAGUCUACAUCCUCGCCUUCAUGUCCACUCUCCGCAUGGUCAUCACUCCUAACAACCCCUUGUUGUCUUUUGCUGGAGUCGCUCUGCAGGACUUUCCUUUCUUCAUCAUUCGAGUCGCUCUGAUUGUCGUGUUUGGUUAUGUAACUCCUGUGUUGUACUCAUUGAAAAAUGUGCUGGUGAGCCUGACUUUUAUCUACUUCACAUUCCUGACUAAGCUGAGGAUUUUCAGAAGGCAGAGCAUGUUUUGAGGAGGAGUGGCACAUUCUGUUGUUAAUGAGAGAUCCGCUUUGAUUGUGGAUGGUUGAACAGUUGGUGUAUUUAUGUGUAGGGAGCAGCACCAGAGAAACAUGGAGCUGCUACUGAUGAUCAAGAACAACAUGCUUUGAAUUAUAAUGGCUGCAAGUGUAUUAGAAGGUCAUUCAUCCAAAUCAAAGUGUGGAAAUGAUUCUGGAUUUAAAACAAAAAAAAAAAGCUAUGUAGGUUGGAGUGUACAGUGAGCCUCAUUUUUCUGUGACAUAUUUGAAUCCAAAUGUAUUUAUUGAUGCUUAAUUUUAUGUUAACCUGCUACAUUUUUUAACUGUACCACAUUUGUCAACACACUGCAAACAUUUGUUUUAAAUAAAAUACUG
Molecule: messenger RNA, 1576 nt
Organism: Epinephelus moara (kelp grouper)
Lineage: Eukaryota; Metazoa; Chordata; Actinopteri; Perciformes; Serranidae
Gene: tmem236
Product: transmembrane protein 236
Exons: 4
Coding region: 104-1195 (363 amino acids)
Source: RefSeq, a predicted model, not a curated record